AUGACUAUUCAUCUGCCAGAAUCCACACCGGACACAACCUACUUGUACGGUUAUGCACUUUUAAUAUCCACGUUUGUAAUGUUUAUGGCGUCUUUCUAUUCAAUUAUCAUCAGUCAAUAUAUGCCAGAUACAAAUAUAAAGGUGCUGGACUGGAUAAAGUAUGAUGAUUAUUACUGCCUCUUAAUACCGAUAUCAGCACUUGUCUUUUUUUACUGGAUAAUGUGGAACUGGAUGGGAAUGAAGUUUUUUCGUCACAAUUAA
Mucor mucedo is the source of this 261-nucleotide messenger RNA. Its product is annotated as phosphatidylinositol N-acetylglucosaminyltransferase subunit Y. The transcript is spliced from 2 exons. The record is from RefSeq and is a predicted model, not a curated record. Bases 1 to 261 code for a protein of 86 amino acids. NCBI's taxonomy places the organism in Eukaryota, Fungi, Mucoromycota, Mucoromycetes, Mucorales, Mucoraceae.